Messenger RNA from Pistacia vera, 1535 nucleotides. Its product is annotated as lipoyl synthase, mitochondrial. Bases 87 to 1124 code for a protein of 345 amino acids. Gene Ontology annotation, molecular function: 4 iron, 4 sulfur cluster binding; lipoate synthase activity. The transcript has 4 exons. Gene Ontology annotation, cellular component: mitochondrion. Lineage: Eukaryota; Viridiplantae; Streptophyta; Magnoliopsida; Sapindales; Anacardiaceae. The record is from RefSeq and is a predicted model, not a curated record. Gene Ontology annotation, biological process: lipoate biosynthetic process.
UUUUUCUCCUGGUUUAGAUUACAUACUUGAGAUUUGGGUUUCUCUCUGUGUUAUCCUCCCCUAAGAUAACGUUAGAGAGAGAAACCAUGAAAUCUCGCUUUACCACAACUGUAUUUCGCGCCCUCAACACUACAAGGGCAUUUUCGUCUUCCACCCCCACUCCAAACCCAUCUUCUUCUCAAUUCCCUCAAACCCUUGCGGGCCUACGGGCUCGCCUGGCCUCCGAGUCACCGUCCCUCUCCAAUUUUGUCGAUCUUCAAUCUAACAAUUCGUACUCCGUGGAAGUUGGAACGAAGAAGAAGCCUUUGCCCAAGCCCAAAUGGAUGAAAGAAUCGAUUCCUGGAGGCGAUAAGUAUGUUCAGAUCAAGAAAAAGUUGAGGGACUUGAAGCUUCAUACCGUCUGUGAAGAGGCCAAGUGUCCUAAUUUGGGUGAAUGCUGGUCUGGCGGUGAAACUGGGACAGCAACGGCCACGAUUAUGAUCUUGGGUGAUACUUGUACUCGCGGUUGCAGGUUCUGCAAUGUGAAGACAUCACGAACACCUCCUCCACCUGAUCCGAAUGAACCAACCAAUGUGGCUGAGGCAAUUGCAUCAUGGGGUUUGGAUUAUGUGGUGAUAACCAGUGUUGAUCGAGAUGAUUUGCCUGAUCAAGGAAGCGGUCAUUUUGCUCAGACGGUGUUGAAAUUGAAGGAAUUGAAGCCAAAUAUGCUUAUAGAAGCGUUGGUUCCUGAUUUUCGUGGAAACCGUGGAUUUGUGGAGGAAGUUGCAAAGUCAGGGUUGGAUGUCUUUGCACACAAUAUUGAGACGGUUGAAGAGCUUCAAAGUGCUGUGAGGGAUCACCGUGCCAAUUUUAAGCAAUCUUUGGAUGUUCUAAUGAUGGCCAAAGAAUGUGCUCCUGCUGGAACACUCACCAAGACCUCAGUAAUGCUAGGCUGUGGGGAAACACCUGAUCAAGUUGUAAGUACUAUGGAAAAGGUGAGAGCAGCAGGUGUUGAUGUGAUGACAUUUGGUCAAUAUAUGAGGCCAUCAAAGCGUCAUAUGCCAGUAUCUGAAUAUAUUACUCCUGAGGCCUUUGAGAAGUAUCGAGUACUUGGCAUGGAUAUGGUAUGUGUUACCUUUCUAUAGGAUUUCGUUAUGUGGCAUCUGGUCCCAUGGUGAGGUCAUCGUACAAGGCGGGUGAAUUCUACAUCAAAUCUAUGAUAGAAUCUGAUCGCGCUGCAUCUUUGUCAUAGGUGCCUAUGUGAUACUUCCAUUUUUUUUUUCCCUAUACAAAACAUGAAACCAUCAAACUGUUUAUUGUUCGAAUGGUAAUUCCCCUGGCAUAAGACCAGUGAGCUUUAGGACAAGUCUAUAGCAACUGGAUUAUGGAUGAAAUUGAUCGGUUGUGACCCCCCAAAAAAAAAUUAAAAAAAAAAUCCUGUUUGGCUUGUACAUAGGUUGCAUGAGCUUGAUUGGCCACCAGUCAUGUUGUUUAAUUUUAAUAAUGUUCUGGCUCUGAAUCCGAUUUGUUGUAAUUAUUGGAAUUUCUUUUUGGUU